Messenger RNA from Vicia villosa (hairy vetch), 2770 nucleotides. RefSeq names its product pentatricopeptide repeat-containing protein At2g06000-like. Gene Ontology annotation, molecular function: protein binding. The transcript is spliced from 2 exons. The coding region runs from base 326 to 1867 and encodes 513 amino acids. Lineage: Eukaryota; Viridiplantae; Streptophyta; Magnoliopsida; Fabales; Fabaceae. The record is from RefSeq and is a predicted model, not a curated record.
UUUUUACUUUCUACUAAACAAAGUUCAGUAAUUCCAAUCACACCCCACAUGAUACCAGUUCAUAAACCCUAACGCUGAGUAAGCAUCGUCCCCGCAGUCACCUCCUCUCACAGAAUCACCAUCUUCCCCACACCGCCGCCGAUUUCAAAACCCCCACACACAUUCCCGUACGAUGCUCCAACCGCAUGCACUCUCCCGCUCCGAUGAAGACGAAUCGUGAUUCAAACCUCAAUCCCGCACGUGCUCAACCAACAAUCUCCAUCACCAAUGCCGUCCCUUGGCACGUGACACUCUCCGAUGUCGCCGGCACCAACCGUUUCUCCCUAUGGGUUCCAUCAAUCGGACUGAAGCCUGGUUCGUUAAGAUCGCCUGCACCGUCUUCGUUCGUUACAAUUCAUUCGACCGUUUUUUGUUUUAUUUUAAAAAGCAUUUAACUCCAAACCUAGUUUCAGAGAUUGUUCAUUAUAGGUUUAAUAAUUUCCCUUCGUUAGGUUUUAAGGUUGUUGAAUUCAGUAGGGAGAAGUUGCAGAUGAAUCAUAGUUAUUGGACUUAUAGUAUGUUGUUGAGAUCACUUUGCGAAUCGAAUUGUCACGGUUCGGCGAAAUUGGUUUACGAUUGGAUGAGAUUCGAUGGGCAGGUUCCGGAUAAUUGGUUGUUAGGGUUUUUGGUUUCGUCGUAUGCGUUGAUUGGUAGAUUUGAUGUUUCGAAAGAAUUGCUUGCUGAUGUGCAGUGUAAUAAUAUUGGAGUGAAUGCCGUUGUUUACAACAAUUUGUUUAAUGUUUUGAUUAAACAGAGUAAAGUAAGGGAUGCAGUUGAUAUGUUUUGGGAGCUUAUUCAGUUGAAAUAUCGUCCGGUGACUUAUACGAUUAAUAUUUUGAUGCGAGGUUUGUGUAGGGCAGGAGAAAUUGACGAGGCUUUUAAGCUUCUUAAUGAUUCUAGGAGUUUUGGUUGUUCGCCUGAUGUGAUUACUUAUAACACUAUUAUUCAUGGUUUGUGCCGAAUUAGUGAGGUUGAUAGAGCUAGAAGUUUGCUAAAUGAGGUUUGUGUGAAAGGAGAAGUGGUGCCUGAUGUAGUUGGUUAUACGACGGUAAUAUCAGGAUAUUGCAAGAUGAGUAAGAUGGAGGAGGCAUCUUUGGUUUUCGAUGAAAUGAUUAGAUCGGGAACUACUCCUAAUACGUAUACUUUUAAUGUUCUUAUUGAUGGAUUUGUUAAGUUGGGUGACAUUGGUUCUUCGUUAGCCUUGUACCAGAAGAUGCUUUUUCAUGGCUGUUAUCCCGAUGUUGUCACUUUCACUUCCCUUAUUAACGGCUAUUUUGUUAUUGGCCAAGUGAAGUAUGCCAUGGAAAUGUGGGAUGAGAUGAAUAGCAGAAAAAUUGCUGCAAGUUUGUAUACGUUCUCUGUUCUUGUCAAUGGUUUUUGCAAGAACAGUAGAUUGCAUGAGGCUCGUGACGUUUUGAGAAAACUGAAGCAGAGUGAUGUUGUUCCACAGCCAUUUGUCUACAAUCCUGUUAUUGAUGGAUAUUGUAAAUCAGGGAAUGUCGACGAGGCGAAUAAAAUUAUUGCUGAGAUGGAGGAGAAGAGGUGCAAGCCGGAUAAGGUGACAUACACCAUUCUUAUUAUUGGACAUUGUUCGAAAGGGAGAAUGGCUGACGCAAUCGCUAUCUUUGAUAAGAUGUUGGCAGUAUGUUGUACACCUGAUGAAAUCACUAUAAAUAAUUUAAGAUUGUGUCUUUUGAAGGCUGGAAUGCCUGCUGAAGCUGCCCGAGUUAAGGAAGCUCUAUGUCAGGACAGCACGUUGAGUACUUCAUUGAAGAAGAAAUCUUUUCAUGAAAGUACAGAUGCAGAUAUACCCAUUGCUGUUUAUUGAAGUGCUAUUGCAAUCUAGUGGUUAAACAAUGCUUCCACCAUUUUGUAUUCAAUACUUGUGCAUGUUUUUGGCUUGUGGUACAAAGGAAUGCUAUAAUCAGACCGAGUGUGUCUGUUUGCUGGAGAUCACCAACAUUUACAUUUGCAUGCCCGUUCCCUCCAAGAUUCUGCUGAUUAAGCUGAAGCUAGGUCUGGCAUUGGUAUUUUGAAUUGCAAUUGUGAACUCCAACAAUCCCAUCCCAUGCUGUGAAUCACCUAAACCUAGACUUUUUUGACCCUGCGGGUUCAGAGACAAAGUACUUCUCAGUUUUCCUUUGCCCUAUUCGGAGAGGCUCAAGUUUCACGAUUCACCAUCGUAAAUCCUACAUGGGACUUGAAAGAAUGUCAGUCAAUGAGUAUAGCAUGAUUCAUCACAAGUUUAAUAAAACUCACUGGAUGUAACUAGUAAAAUGUUUAAGAGAUAAGGUGAGUUAUGUUGAACAAAAUUUCAUGCUUGAAGUUCAAUAUAUGAUUGGCUAAGUAUCUGGCCUUUGGGUUCGAAUUCUUCCGUGGAGUCAGGUUUAUGCAUCCUUUUUGGCUCAUGUGAUGUCAUAGGGUGUAACAAAAGUUUUCAUCACUAACGUGAAGAAGUUUCAACCAUAUAUGAAUUUUUUUAUUCUUUCUGGACAGGAGUUUACCAUAAAAUAGAAGGUGAGUAGCAAUCACAUAUGGCCGAUUUGAUAAAAGUGUAUCUUUCAGGAAGAGUUGUAUAUCGUGCCUUAAAAAGGCUAUUUCCCAAGUCUCAAAACUCUGCAGCCAACUCUUGUCUUGUUUCAGCUGUUGAUUAAUUCUUUGUAUUUCAAUUUUUUAUCCAAACUCACCUGGUCAAAUAAAGAGGUGGACCAUCACAUUAGGUAGCUAUAAA